Messenger RNA from Penicillium malachiteum, 1155 nucleotides. Its product is annotated as mitochondrial 37S ribosomal protein mS35. Gene Ontology annotation, biological process: mitochondrial translation. The transcript is spliced from 2 exons. Gene Ontology annotation, cellular component: mitochondrial small ribosomal subunit. Gene Ontology annotation, molecular function: structural constituent of ribosome. Lineage: Eukaryota; Fungi; Ascomycota; Eurotiomycetes; Eurotiales; Aspergillaceae. The coding region runs from base 1 to 1155 and encodes 384 amino acids. The record is from RefSeq and is a predicted model, not a curated record.
AUGGCUUCAGCAACACGGUCAUUGGUACAAACCACCAGAUUCCUGGUCCAGAGGGGGCCAGGGAGAAUCUCCACACGCUCAUUUUCCGUCUCACCAUACCGAUUUGUCUCCGAAGAUCCGGUCGUGCCUCCUCCGCCCAAGGAAAUGAGACCGGAGGACUUUCCGCCAAUGCCGGAGUACUCGCCAGAGCAAUUGAACCCGGAACAGCGCUCGAUGUAUGAUAUGCUUUCUCCAGCAGAGCGCGCGGCCUUUGAUGCCGAGAACAAGCGUCUUGUGGCCGAUUACAACGAUAUCUCCAAGCGAACUGCUGCAUUUGCGGAGCUGGAGAAGAAGGUCAAUCAGAUUGACAAGGCGGAGGACAUAAGAUUUGAGGAUGUCCGAAACACCUCACGUGGAUUCUGGGCUGAGGAUGAAGACGAUGAAUUCGCGAUGGUUGAGGACGGUGACGAGGAGGUCAACGACGACGAAAUUACCUCCAUGGCUCAUGCGGAGAUGGAAUUCCACAGGGAAAUGCGAGAGUAUGCUCGAAUUGCCGCUUGGGACAUGCCAAUGUUGAGCAAACUCGCACAGCCCUUCACCCUGCCCCCGGAAAACCACAUCCUUCGUUUCCGUUACACUACCUAUAUGGGUGAACAGCACCCCGCUGAACCCAAGGUUGUUGUCGAGCUUGCCUCCAAGGAUUUGUCUCCCAAGAUCCUCACCGAAGCCCAGCGCCAAACCUUCCUCAAGCUGGUCGGCACCCGCUACAACCCCCAGACCGACGUUGUGCGCAUGUCCUGUGAGCAAUUUGGCUCUCGCGCUCAGAACAAGCGCUAUCUUGCCGAUAUUGUUAACUCUCUUAUCAAGGAGGCCAAGACAGGUGAUGCCUUUGCUGAUAUUCCUCUCGAUCUCCGCCACCACAAGCCCAAGUUCCGUCCCCAAUUCCCUGACUCCUGGAAGAUGACCGAGGAGCGUCGCAGGCAGCUCGCUGCCCGUCGAGAGGAGCGCUACAAUGCCGAGAAGCAGCGUGAGCUCGUUGAUGGUAAUGAAGUUGUUGGCGGUGCUGUCCUUUCCCUUCCAGAGCUUAACCCUGCCCUGCAGGCCAAGGCCACACAAGAGCGGGAGCGUGUUGCUGUUAAGGUUGGAGCUCGUGGGAAAAAGCCUGCUCGUCGGUAA